Molecule: messenger RNA, 724 nt
Organism: Meleagris gallopavo (turkey)
Lineage: Eukaryota; Metazoa; Chordata; Aves; Galliformes; Phasianidae
Source: RefSeq, a predicted model, not a curated record
AGAUUGGUGCUGAGCCAAAUGGCAAUCUCUACGUGAAAGUGGUGCAGCAGGGGGGAAGACCUUCCCCUGCCGCGUGCCCCCGCUCCGUCUCCGAGGCCCAGGCUGGAUGUAAACGCAAGGGCUUGGAAGAAGGGAGCCCAACCGCAGUGCAGCUGCCUGCCAAAAAGAGAGCGAGGGGUCAGAGCGGAGACGGCGUGCCGGCUCCAGCAGCACAGCCUGGGCCUGCCGCAGCGCGGAGCUCCAAGCGAAGAGCAAGAAGACAGCGACGAAAAGAGAGGGGCAUGGAACUGAAGAAGGCCUCUCUGAGAGCUGCUGCUGCACGUGCAGAGUCCUCCGCAAUGAGCAGCCUUGUGGAGAUGAUGCAGGAGCUGCAGCUGAAGGACUGAGAGGAAGAGGAGGCAGCGGCUGCAGUGCGCGGCGUCGCAGGGCAGCGUUCCGAGUGCCGCCCAACUCGGCGCCCCACCUUUGGCUGCAGUCAAUAAAAACCAGUCCCAAUCCGAGAUUGACAAGGAGCGCACGGCCCGAUUUGUCCAGCGGCAUUCCGUGAGCUGCUGCACUUCUACUGGUCCGGAGUAGAAACUGCAGCUUCGGCCCACCGAGCUGCCAGCCUGGCACUGCUCCGGUUGGAGGCAGUGCUCCAAGUGCUCCUGCUGUUGCUGACACCUGACCUUGCCCAGGGAGGACCUGGCCACUGCACUCUGCUCCACCCCUGUGCCACACACAC